Messenger RNA from Monoraphidium neglectum, 474 nucleotides. Its product is annotated as ABC transporter G family protein. The transcript is spliced from 3 exons. Gene Ontology annotation, molecular function: ATP hydrolysis activity; ATP binding. The record is from RefSeq and is a predicted model, not a curated record. NCBI's taxonomy places the organism in Eukaryota, Viridiplantae, Chlorophyta, Chlorophyceae, Sphaeropleales, Selenastraceae. The coding region runs from base 1 to 474 and encodes 157 amino acids.
AUGGAGGCCCUGCUGGGCCCCUCUGGUGCCGGCAAGUCCACGCUCAUGGACAUUCUGGCGCAGCGCAAGUCAACGGGCAACCUGGGGGGCGCCGUGCUGGUAGACGGGCGGCCAGCGGACGCCGCGUUCCUCCGGCGGACGGCCUACGUGCCGCAGCGGGACAACUUUGUGCCAGUGAUGACGACCAUGGAGGUCAUGCAGUUCUACGCGGGGAUGAUCCUGCCAGGCUGCUGGAGCACCAGCCGCCGCGCCGCCCGUGUGGAGGAGGUGCUGCAGGAGAUGGGCCUCGCGCACGCCACAAAGACGCUGGCCGGCGGCCAGAUGCCCGGCGGCCGCACGAUCCGCGGGCUGAGCGGCGGCGAGCGCAAGCGGCUGUCUAUCGCGGCGGGCAUCCUGGCGGCGCCCAGUGUGGUGUUUCUGGACGAGCCCACCACCGGGCUGGACUCGUUCUCCGCGCUUACGGUGAGCCCCUAG